Sardina pilchardus (European sardine) is the source of this 5015-nucleotide messenger RNA. It is a transcript of the gene agtpbp1, whose product is annotated as ATP/GTP binding carboxypeptidase 1. The record is from RefSeq and is a predicted model, not a curated record. NCBI's taxonomy places the organism in Eukaryota, Metazoa, Chordata, Actinopteri, Clupeiformes, Clupeidae. The transcript has 27 exons. Gene Ontology annotation, biological process: proteolysis; protein side chain deglutamylation. Gene Ontology annotation, molecular function: zinc ion binding; metallocarboxypeptidase activity. Bases 162 to 3743 code for a protein of 1193 amino acids.
GACUGUGGUUUGUUGUCUCACGGUCUCACCUCAGUUCAGAGGUUGAGUGUAAAUAAUCGGGCGUUGCGUCCAAGACGAAUAGAAAUGUGGAACUGACACGCCCAAAUGGGACAACGUUUCUCAGCAUCCUAGGUGACAAACAGGCGCUUGGGUGUGGAGAUAUGAAUAAACCCAAAAUGUCUUCGGAGAAAGGUGUUCCCAGCAGCUCCAGGGUGCUGAUGUUGCUGGGCCAGCUUGAGAGAAUGAAUGGAGAGGCCAUGCUGUCAGACGCAGAUAUCAGCCGGCAGAUCACCAGCAAGAUUCUGCAUCUCAUCCAGACGCAGGAGAAGACCAGGAAGGAGCUGACCACUAAGGGCUCUGGUGGAAUGGAGGUCAUCCUGGCCUCUCUGGAGAACACACGGGACCUGCAGACCAUCUUGAACAUCCUGAACAUCUUGAAUGAACUGCUGAGUGUAGGUGGAGGCAGGAGGAUAGGAGUGUGUGUGAGUAAAGGUGGUACAGGUGUGCUCCUGCAGCUGUUGAUCAGCUCCAGUAAGGAAUCUCCACCCAACGAGGACCUCAUGCUGCAUGUCCAUUCCCUGCUGGCCAAAAUAGGACCCAAAGAUAGGAAGUUUGGUGUGAAGGCUCGUCUGACCGGAGCUCUUAACGUGACCGUUAACCUCCUGAAGCAGAAUGUCCACAACAACAAACUCCUGCUGCCAUGCCUGCAAGUGCUGCGUGUCUACUCUGCCAACUCGGUGAAUGCAGUCUCAUUAGGAAAGAAUGGAGUUGUGGAGCUGAUGUUUAAAGUCAUUGGACCCUACAGCAAGAAGAACACCAGUGUCAUGAAAGUGGCGUUGGACACACUGGGAGCAUUGCUGAAAUCCAAGAUGAAUGCCCGGCGUGCCGUAGAGAGGGCUCAAGUGUCCACCCUGCUGGCCAUCUACCAGGACUGGCACCGCAACGACACCCGCCACCGCCACACGCUCAUCCGCAAGAGCAUUCUGGGAUGCCUGAAGAACGUGACCAAUAGCAAGCUGGGCAGGAAGGCCUUCAUCGAGGCCGACGGCAUGAGAAUCCUCUACAACACAUCCACUGAGUGCCUGCCUGUGCGGACUCUGGACUCGCUGGUCAGCACGUCCAGUCUGAUCAUGAGGAAGUGCUUCCCUAAGAACCGGCUGCCGCUGCCCACCAUUAAGAGCGUCUAUCAGCACGACCUGCCCCAUGUGCCUGCAGGAGGCCCUGUGGCACAGCUCUACAACCAGCCCCCCGGGGUGGACGACGUGGUGGAUGAGAGUGACGAUAACGAGGACAUGGAGCCGGACACGGAGAACGACACGGAGAACGAAGAGGACGAGAAGGACAAGGGACAGAAUGAUGACAUUGAGACGGACAUUGCUAAGCUGCGUCCGAGGCAGGUGCAGACUCGGCCCUUUGAUGAGCUGAGGGUGUACGAGCGCUUCUUUCUGGAAUUUUCUGAGGACUUUCAGGAUUUCGACUUGACCAAUUCCAAGGCGGGCGUUGGCGUGACGCCAGCCCCUCCCCUCCCCAAACCCCCCAGGCCGGUCAUGGUGCCCACGGGCCAGACCCCGCCCAAGGGCCCCCCCGAGGCCGAGCUCAAGUCCUGCCGGCCGGAGAAGGGCGAGCCGCGGCCGCCGGGGCCCCUGGAGCUGGACAACAUCAGCCUGAGCCGCGCGCCCGAGAAGCUGCUCCAGAGCGAGAGCCCCAGCCCCAGCCCAGGGCCCGGCCACAGCCCCGCGGCCCCCGACCGCACCCCGCCGCUGGGGCCCACGGCCGCGCCACCACCACGGGCCCCCGACGCCCUGGAGCUGGAGCUGAGCAGCAGCCUGAACCGGCUGGCCCUGGAUGGAGGAGGUGGAGGAGGGGGCAGUGGGAGCAGCGGGACGGGCGGGGGCCCGGAGGACGGCGUGCUGGAGGUGCCCGACACGGCGGCGCUGCUGCCGCUGCACGACCCCGAGCUCUACGUGCAGGUGGCCAAGGGAACGCGCUCCGUGCCCAGCUACACGGAGGUGGCGUACCCGGACUACUGCGGGCACCUGGCGCCCAGCACACCUGAGCCCAUCCUGGAGAGAGUGUACGGAGUACAGAGGACCAAGAUCUUUCAGGACAUUGAGCGUCUCAUCCACCCCAGUGACAUCCUGGAUAAAGUAGUCUAUGACCUUGACCUGCAGAGCUGUCCGGUCAUCGAUGACGGAGAGACGCUCAAGUUCAACUCCCAGUUUGAGUCUGGGAACCUGCGGAAGGCCGUCCAAGUCAGGAAGUUUGAGUAUGAUUUAAUCCUGAACUCGGACAUCAACAGUAAUCACUACCAUCAGUGGUUCUACUUUGAAGUGAGCAGCAUGCGUGUAGGAACACCAUAUCGCUUCAACAUCAUCAACUGUGAGAAGGCCAACAGCCAGUUCAACUAUGGUAUGCAGGUGCUCAUGUACUCCGUACAGGAGGCCAUCAGUGGACGGCCACAGUGGGGAAGAACCGGCCAAGACAUCUGCUACUACAAGAACCAUUUCUCCAGGAGUUCCAUCGCGACGGGCGGCCAAAAGGGAAAAUCUUACUACACCAUGACCUUCACUGUGACCUUCCACCACAAGGAUGACGUCUGUUACUUCGCCUACCAUUACCCCUACACCUACUCCACACUAAAGAUGCACCUGCAGAAGCUGCAGGAGAAGUGUGGUGACGGGGUGUACCUGCGGGAGGACGUGCUGUGUGAGACGCUGGGGGGGAACCCCUGUCCUCUGCUCACCAUCACCGCCAUGCCCGACAGCACCAGCCCUACGCACCUCAACCACCUGCGGAGCCGUCCGGUUGUGUUCCUGUCGGCGCGUGUGCACCCGGGCGAGACCAAUGCCAGCUGGGUGAUGAAGGGCACGCUGGAGUUCCUGACGGGCAACUCCCCCCUGGCACACAGCCUGCGGGCAUGCUACCUCUUCAAGAUCAUCCCCAUGCUCAACCCAGACGGGGUCAUCAACGGCAGUCACCGCUGCUCUCUGAGUGGAGAGGACCUAAAUCGCCAGUGGCAGCAGCCCAGCCCUGAGCUGCACCCCACCAUCUUCCACGCCAAGGGCCUGCUGCAAUACCUCAACGCCAUCCAGAGGGCGCCACUGGUGUUCUGUGAUUACCAUGGCCACUCCCGUAAGAAGAAUGUCUUCAUGUAUGGAUGCAGUCUCAAGGAGACAGUCUGGCAGACCAACAUCAACGCCCCCUCAUGUGAACUACACGAAGACCUGGGCUACAGGACGCUGCCGAAGCUGCUGUCCCAGCUGGCGCCGGCCUUCAGCAUGUCCAGCUGCAGCUUCGUGGUGGAGCGCAGCAAAGAGGCCACGGCCCGCGUGGUGGUGUGGAGGGAGCUGGGCGUCCAGCGCAGCUACACCAUGGAGAGCACGCUCUGCGGCUGUGACCAGGGCAAAUACAAGGGUCUGCAGAUAGGCACGCGUGAGCUGGAGGAGAUGGGGGCUCAGCUGUGUGUGGCGCUGCUGCGGCUGCACAGACUCACCUCGCCACUGGAGCUGCACACACACUCUCACACACACACUCACCUGCUGGAGGCGGAGAACGAGCUCAUCGAGACGCACCGCUACCAUGUCAACGUCACCACCAGCCCCACCACGUACGUGUUGGCCGAGGACGAGCCGGUGCUGGAGGAGGUGGACUACAGCGCCGAGAGCGACACCGACCACGACCUUCAGGACCCCGCCGAGCCGCUGUCCGAUUCCGAGCUCAACGACAGGGACGCGCUCAGCUGAACGUCCCCUCAGCCCCCGCCUGCCCAUUCGCACAUUACACACCCAGACUUGCCAGGACACCAAAACCAAACCCGCCGAUACUCACGCUGUCCAGCCCGCUCUCCUGACCGCCGCCAUCGUCCAGUAGCCCGGUUCCAACCCGAACACUCACCUCACCUCACCUCACCUUUACUGCUCAGCCUUACUGGAACUCAGACUCACGUGAUUACCUGAACAGGCUUAUCUAGGUACCUGAACACCUGAGCACCUGUGUUACUUGAACACCUCUGUCUCACCAGGUCAACUGACCACUUUUGCCUCACCUUUGAACACCUGAAUGGCCCUGUUCACAUGACAGGAUAGAACAAAAACAUAACUAUGAAUUAACAGUAUUACAAAACACGUACGUACGCACACACACACCCUUGUACUCUUAGAGUAUGACGGUAUGCAUAUUACAGACGGCACAUUAGACCUGCUGCAGAAUUCCACAAGUAGAACAUGUGUUACAUGUACACACACAUGAGAUACACAGAACAUGAAUGUACUAUAAAGCCUUUCACUCUCCUGUAAAGCCUAUAUACGUGUACCCAUGCACUAAGCCAGGGCGGUAGGGCUCUCCUGCCAAGGGUUUUUCCUGAUGGGUCUAUGUUACUUCACGACAGUGAUUUUUGUGCACACAACACACACACAACACACACACACAACACACACACACACACACACACACACACACACACACACACACACACACACACACACACACACACACACACACACACACACACACACACACACACACAUACCUGUACUACUUUCUGUCUCUGCACCUGUCUUUGGGAGAUGAUGUCAUUGUAACAAUGUCCAUGGAGAGGACAUGCCUGUGGAGAUCUUGUUGCUGUGGAGACGAUGUUCCAAUGGGAAAGGAUAUAUUUUUUUGUUUGUCUGUCUUUGUUUGUUUUAGCUGUAGAUAUUUGGGUUGUUCUUGUACAGUAGUGCAUGACUUCUGAAUGUUGCCUUUCUUAAUUUAUUUCUUUGUUUUAUUGAUUUUUGUGAUAAAGCCCUGUGUCACCACGUCCAGUGAGAGUGUGAGAGUGACUGCAAGUAAGCUAGCGUGCGUGUUUGUGGGAAUGACUGUUGGAAGUGCCCAAAUAUUUGUGUGGAGACUAAAUACACAGCAAACAAAAAUGUGAUGUUAGCUUUGAUGGCGCUACGUAACAUGUGAACGACGUCAGUGGAAUUAUGGGAAAUAAAAGCAGGAGACUGCCUGGCCACUGCUCAGCCUCCUCACAA